CCGGCCGGGCCCGGUGCGUUCCUCCCCGUGUCGCUGGCAGGGCGGGGUGUCGCGGGGGGCCGGGGACACCGCGGCGCCCGCGGGCCCUGCGUCAGCGCCGGAGCGGCUUCGGGAGGAAGCGGAGCCGAGAGCGGGGCGAUGUCGGAGCUGGAGCGGCUGCGGCGCAGCGACAUCCCCGCGGGCCGGCAGCGGCUGCGGGAGCAGCACGGCAACCUGCUGCGGGUGGCCGACUACUGCCACAGCAACUACCUGCAGGCCGGCGACAAGAGGAAGGCGCUGCAGGAGACGAUGGCUCUGAGCACGCAGUCCCUGGCCAGCGUCACCUACCAGGUGAGCAGCCUGGCCAGCGCCUUCCUGCGCCUGCUGGAGCUGCAGGCGGCCCAGCUGCGCCGCGUGGAGGCCGACAUCGCCUGCGUGGCACAGAGCGUGGACAUCCACAAGGAGAAGGUGGCACGGCGCGAGAUCGGCGCCCUGACCGUCACCAAGAGGCUGCUGAGCCACCAGAAGGUGGUGGCCCCCCCGGAGCCCCCCGUGCUGGAGCCCUACUACAGGAAACCCCUCAACUUCAGCGUGCUGGACGACAUCGGCCACGGGGUCAAGGACACCAGCACGCAGCUGUCCCGCACGGGCACCCUGGCUCGGAAAGGCACCAAGUCCUGCUCGGCACCGGCUGCGGGAACGCUGGGGAGGAGCAGCCGUGUCCCCGAGCCGGUGCAGCCGCCCGUGGUUCCCGCGGGGAAGCUCCCGAGCAGCUCCUGCAGCUCCUCCCCGCUGCCCCCCAGCUCCAGCGGGGCCCCGGCAGCCCCAGGGGACGGAAUUCCUGCCCCGCCACCGCUGCCGGGGCCACCCCUGCUGGCACCGUGCCCUCCGGGGGCACCUCUGAUGGCACCGAGCCCUCCGGGGCCACCUCUGAUGGCACCGAGCCCUCCGGGGCCACCUCUGAUGGCACCGAGCCCUCCGGGGCCACCCCCGCCUGCCGCUGCCAUCCCACCGCCGCCACCCCUGCCCGGGGACCUGGCCGUGCCCCCACCGGAGUUCCCCCCCCCAGCCCCCGGUGACCUCGAGCUGCUGCCACCACCCCCAGCCGAGCCUGACUUUGGGGACCUGGCCCUGCCACCGCCGCCGGCCGCAGAGGAGCCCCCGUGGGCCCCGGAGAGCCACCUGUAGGGAGAGGGUCCCAAACCCCCUGGAUCCCCUGCCCAGCCCCUGCCCAGCCACCCCUGAGGAGCCAGAGCCACCCUGGAGGAGCCAGAGCCACCUCGAGGAACAGGAGCCACCCUGGAGGAGCCGGAGCCACCCCAAGGAGCCAAAGCCACCCUGGAGGAGCCGGAGCCAGCCCGGGCUGCAGCCCGGAGCCCCUCCCCGCCAGGCCCGUGCCCCCCCCCGUGUUUCUGGCCAUACACAGCCCUGCCUUUGUCACACGGAUUUGCAGCU
Molecule: messenger RNA, 1434 nt
Organism: Passer domesticus (house sparrow)
Lineage: Eukaryota; Metazoa; Chordata; Aves; Passeriformes; Passeridae
Gene: ABI3
Product: ABI family member 3
Exons: 8
Coding region: 139-1167 (342 amino acids)
Biological process (GO): neuron migration; regulation of cell migration
Cellular component (GO): lamellipodium; SCAR complex; actin-based cell projection
Molecular function (GO): SH3 domain binding; signaling adaptor activity
Source: RefSeq, a predicted model, not a curated record